AUGGUCAUCAAACGUACCAAGCAGAACCAGAUCUCUUUCGGGUACUGCGAUACACAGUCGGGCCAACGAGUCUAUCCACCAGCACCAGCUGCUUCCAGUAUGACAGACCUGUUGCCGGAACAAGAACCACCGGAGAGGAAGCCGAACUCUCAUUUCGAGGACGCUGAAAAGAUGCAUCUCAAGAUAUCGAGUUGGCCUUCUCUUGGUCAAUCCAGUGUUGUCUCUCGGCAUGAUGAUAGCGUGAGAUUUACCGUAUUGCUGGAAACUACAGCUGCCGGCCUUUCAGAGCAGGACGAACCUCAGCUUUGUCUCUGGCACAACCACAGCGGCAACUCCGACUGGGCUGAGCUGCCUCUCAAGCCAGUCCAGGAAGUGAAGGAUGCCACGCUCUUCCAUAGAUCUACAAAUGGCGCUCUCGUUCAAAGAUGGUUCUCCGGAGAGCUUUCUGGACUCCCUAAGCAUGGUCAGAGUGUCUCCUUCACCGUAAAGUUCCGCAUCAGCAAGGAUCACGGCUGGAAAUGGGUCAAAGAUACCACUGGCAUCGAAGAUGGCGAACUGACCUACCAAACCAAUGACUUCACGAAGCACUCGACGUAUGAUCUGAAGCAUUGGUUCGAUGACAUGAGCUCGGACAUAUCUAUCAAGAGCGAGCGGGCUGAGACUGAUAACACUCACCUCUACUCACUGACGGCUCCCAUAAAGCCUGCAAAGGGAGAGGACUCUGGAUAUCAACAUCAUCAACUUGGUCUUCCAAAUAACGCCUCAAGAUGGUUCGGUCUCGUCAGAUUGUGGUCUCCCUGGCUGGCUCCUCGACAAGGAAAAGGUAAGCUCGACAUUGACAAAGAUGCCAUUCUACUGUCAUUCCUGCGCUCAGAUGGCCUACAUGUUGUGAUUCUCGGUAUUUCCGGUAUCGACGACCUGGUGACGACCUUCUUCAACGAUCGCCACGGAAACAUCAUCAUCAAGGGUCGGAAUGACCGAACAGACACCGGAACAAGCARAGUCCUCGUAGCAGUGGCCGAGAGCUUCGAGACUGCCAAUGCAGCGGUCUUCUAUCACGCUCGGAAAGUCGUCGGAACGUUUUCCGCUUCCGAUUCAGACAAGGAGGUACAGACGAUGGUCGAGGGCGUGAAGCCAGAGUGGCUGGAAGAGUGGUACGAUGGUCUAACCUACUGUACAUGGAACGGUUUGGGACAGAAUCUCACCGAAAAGAAGAUCCUCGAUGCACUGGAUGCGCUGUCUACCGAAGGUAUCAAUAUCAGCAAUCUCAUCAUCGACGACAACUGGCAAUCGCUCGCAAAAGGAGAAAAUCAAUUCGUACGCGGAUGGUCCGACUUCGAUGCAAACAAGGAAGGCUUUCCUGGUGGUCUCAAAGCAACGACAACAGAGAUCCGCAAACGACAUCCUAAUGUCAAUCACAUCGCUGUCUGGCACGCUAUACUAGGUUACUGGGGAGGGAUUGACCCUCAAGGUUGGAUCGCCAAGAAUUACAAGACGAUUGAGGUAGAAAAGGAGCCAGGUGUUGCCGGUGGUACAUUCACUGUUGUUGCUGCGGAAGAUGCGAAUGGAUUAUACAACGACUUCUAUUCCUUCCUUACUUCGGUGGGGAUAGACGCCGUCAAGACCGAUGCUCAGUUUUUUCUGGAUCUCCUCCUCCACGCUCCGGAUCGUCGAGACAUGAUCAAGACAUAUGCUUCAGCGUGGACUAUCGCUCAUCUCCGCCACAUGAGCUCCCGCGCGAUCAGCUGUAUGAGCCAGACACCUCAACUUCUCUUCACCUCUCAACUUCCACUGAACAAGCCGCGCCUACUCGUGCGCAAUUCCGAUGACUUUUUCCCGGAAGUCGAAGCUUCCCAUCCCUGGCACAUCUUCUGCAAUGCAGGCAAUAGCUUACUGACACAGCACCUGAAUGUUCUUCCCGAUUGGGACAUGUUCCAAACUAGUCACGCCUGGGCCGGGUUCCACGCUGCUGCGRGAUGCGUCAGUGGUGGACCCAUCUACUUCACAGAUAAACCUGGAGAGCAUGAUUUGAAGUUAUUAAAGGCCAUGACAGCGCAAACGUCUCGAGGCAAGACGGUCAUUCUUCGGCCGCAUGUUGUUGGAAAGACGAUGGAUGCUUACCAAGGUUACAAAGAUUUGGCCGUUUUGAAGAUCGGAACGUAUGUUGGCUUCGCACAAACUGGGACUUCGAUUCUGGGAGUGUUCAAUGUUUCAGGACAGGAGUUGAGUGAGUUUGUCGGACUGAAKGACUUUCCCGGAACCGAGAAGGGGAGAUAUGUGGUGGGUAGCUUCAGCGAAGGUACGACGAGUGCUAUUUUGAGUGCUGAGGAUGCUWCGCCGUUCGUGGGUGUGGAGCUUGGGGCUGGUGGUAAGGGAUGGGAUGUCCUCUCUGCCUACCCAGUGAAACGGUUUGAGAAGUUUGGCAAGGGGAAAGACGUGAGCUUGGAUGUGGCGAUGAUGGGAUUGGUGGAUAAGAUGACGGGUGCUGCGGCUGUGACGGGCUAUGAUGUCUAUGUUGAGGGUACGGAUGAAGGGACGAGUGGCGGAGGGAGAUUGAGGGUUUGGGUGCAGGUCAAAGCGCUUGGGCUAUUGGGGUUGUGGAUCUCGGAACUGGAAGGAAAGACUGUUGAGGAUGACUUCAUGGUUCUGAUGUAUGGGAAGCCUGUGGGAGAAGGUUGCGUGAAGAAGAAGGGAAAGCAGCUAGAGGUGGAUGUCGAGAAGGCUUGGAAGGAGAGUGGUGAGGAAGCGGGAUGGAGUAAUGAGGUUAGUCUGGAGAUUUUCAUGCGGUGA
This is a messenger RNA of Ramularia collo-cygni, 2790 nucleotides long. RefSeq names its product related to seed imbibition protein Sip1. The transcript has 2 exons. The coding region runs from base 1 to 2790 and encodes 929 amino acids. The record is from RefSeq and is a predicted model, not a curated record. NCBI's taxonomy places the organism in Eukaryota, Fungi, Ascomycota, Dothideomycetes, Mycosphaerellales, Mycosphaerellaceae.